Molecule: messenger RNA, 1707 nt
Organism: Closterium sp. NIES-65
Lineage: Eukaryota; Viridiplantae; Streptophyta; Zygnematophyceae; Desmidiales; Closteriaceae
Source: the annotation of a GenBank genome assembly
AUGAACGGGCACUUCACGUUACUUCACGGCCACCUCCCGCCGUCGACGCGCGCCCGCGCCUUGCCCACCGCCCUCCAUCUCCCUAGCCACCCUUCCCUCCUCCGCCCUCCCUUAUUCUCUCGUAGUCGUCCUGCCUCACCUCCUUGCAUGCGCCUUCCCUCCUCUUGUGGUGUUCCUUCUUCUGCCGUUUUUGCACCACCUCCUCCUUCUCCCCUCACCCCAUCCGCCACUUCAACCUCCUCCUUCUCUCCUCAUUCCUUUCUCCCCUCUAUGCCUCUCCUCCCUUCCUCCACCUCCUUCCCCUUCGCAUCUGCCACCUGGCUACGUGUUACUGGUUGCCACUUCGUGAUCGUGACCCUUCUUCCUCCCCACACUCCGCUCCUUCACCCUCCUCCUCCUCUUCUCUCUCCCUCUAUUUCCCCCACCCUCUCACCUCUUCCUCCGCCUCUCUUCUCUCCCAAUCUAGUGCAGCUGGUAGCUGUCCGUGUUUUGUCUCCAAUCUUCUUCAACACCUUUCCUCCUCCUCUUGUUUCUCCCCUCAGAUGGCGCAGCAGCAGACUACUUCGCCGCUAUCCCUCCUCCACAUCUUUCUCCCCUCACAAGCGCAGCAGUAGACUACUUCGCUACUAUCUCUCCUCCUCUUGUUUCUCCCCUCAGCGGCGCAUCAACAGCCUACUCCGCCGUUGUCCCUCCUCUUAUUUCUCCCCUCAACACUUCGCCACAAUCCCUCCUCGUAUUUCUCCCCUCAGUGGUGCAUCAGCGGACGAUUUCGCCACUAUCCUUCCUCUUGUUUCUCCCCUAAGCGGCGCAGCAGCAGACUACUUUGCCGUUAUCCCUCCUCCUCUUAUUUCUCCCCUCACCGGCGCAGCAGCAGACUACUCAGCCGUUAUCCCUCCUCUUAUGUCUCCCCUCAGCGGUGCAGCAACGUACUACUUUGUCGUUAUCCCUCCUCUUAUUUCUCCCCUCAAUGGCUCAACAACUGACUACCUCGCCCCUAUUCCUCCUCUUAUUUCUCCCCUCAACGGCUCAGCACCUGACUACCUUGCCCCUAUUCCUCCUCUUUUAUCUCCCCACAUCUGCUCCAUUACUAUCCCCUCCCCCAUCUCGCUGGCCAGCACCGCACAGGGCCCACCAGUCCUCCUCCCCCCUGGGGAGCUCGCUGGCCAGCAACGCACAGGACCCACCGGUCCUCUUCCCCCCUGGGGAGCUCGCUGGCCAGCACCGCACAGGACCCACCGGUCCUCCUCCCCCCUGGGGAGCUCGCUGGCCAGCACCGCACAAGACCCACCGGUCCUCCUCCCCACUGGGGAUCUCGCUGGCCAGCACCGCAUAGGACCCACCGGUCCUCCUCCCCCCUGGGGAGCUCGCUGGCCAGCACCGCACAGGACCCACCGGCCCUCCUCCCCCCUGGGGAGCUCGCUGGCCAGCACCGCACAGGACCCACCGGUCCUCCUCCCCCCUGGGGAGCUCGCUGGCCAGCACCGCACAGGACCCACCGGUCCUCCUCCCCCCUCGGGAGCUCGCUGGCCAGCACCGCACAGGACCCACCGGUCCUCCUCCCCCCUGGGGAGCUCGCUGGCCAGCACCGCACGGGAGCGCAUGGGGUUGUGCCAAUUGUUUGCCGCAGUCUUUCUUCGCCGAUGGUCUCUCAUGGCGACCCAAAGCUAUGGUAGUUGCCUCGCACCGAUUUACUGCGAUAAGAGGUAA